GAUAUGGGACACAACCCAUCCCCUGUGCUCUAGACUGCAAAUUACAUAAAUACAGUCGUGUUCAUGACCUUUCUGGAAUUCUCACCCCGGAACCUCUGGUUGUUCUGUUUGCAGAGGAGCCUGGUUUGCAGAUGUCUCACUACCCACCUCCUGAGCAUCCAGCUUUAGCCCCCAUGGAGACCACAGCCUGUAAUGGAUCAGGAGAUGACUCACCUGUCUUCUACCUGGCAGGCAUCCCCUCUCUGCCGGAGCACCUCUUCCUUCCCAUCUUCUUUAUCUUCCUCCUCCUCUACCUGCUCAUCCUGCUGGGUAAUGCCCUGAUCCUGGGGGCUGUGCUGGCAGAGCCUAGCCUCCACAAGCCCAUGUACUUCUUCCUCAUCAACCUCUCAGCCCUGGACAUCCUUUUCACCACGACCACCGUCCCCAAGAUGCUGUCUCUAUUCCUGUUUGGGGACCACUUCCUCAGCUUUCCUUCCUGCCUGUUCCUGCAGAUGUACCUCUUCCAUAGCUUCUCCUGUUCAGAAGCCUUCAUCCUGGUGGUCAUGGCCUAUGACCGCUAUGUGGCUAUCUGCCGCCCACUGCACUACCCUGUCCACAUGACCCCACAGACCAAUGCUGCACUGGCAGCCAGCGCCUGGCUCACUGCCUUCCUCCUGCCCGUCCCAGCAGUAGUAAAGACCUCCCAGAUGGCAUACAACAGCAUUGCCUACAUCCACCACUGCUUCUGUGACCACCUGUCUCUGGUCCAGUCCUCCUGCUCCGACACCACCUCCCAGACCCUCAUGGGCUUCUGCAUCGCCAUGGUGGUGUCCUCCCUGCCCCUCCUGCUGGUGCUUCUCUCCUACGCCCACAUCCUGGCCUCGGUGCUUCGCAUCAAGUCUCGAGAAGGCCGCUCAAAAGCCUUUUCCACCUGCAGUUCCCACCUCCUGGUGGUGGGCACCUACUACUCAUCCAUCGCCGUAGCCUACGUGGCCUACAGGGCUGACCUGCCCCUCGACUUCCACAUCACGGGCAAUGUUGUGUAUGCCAUUCUCACUCCUGUUCUCAACCCCCUCAUCUACACACUGAGGAACAAGGAUGUCAAGGCAGCCAUCACCAAAAUGACCUGUCCCUAGGCACCAAAGAAUGGUAGGAAACCCUGAUUUAAAAAGGUAACUAGAUCUUUUCUCAUGGAAAACUACAAAAUCUAAGCAGCAAGGUAGCUAGAACAAUAACUCCCAAAAUAUACUCCCAGGUAUUCCUCUAUUAUAAUCAAACUAUGACUUUUGUUUCUUAAUUCACAGACCAAAUGGAUAGCAAUUUCAUAUUCAGCCUUUAAUCUGUGAACCUCAGAUUUCACAAGACUGAAUAAAACUGAAGGCCAUUUUAAAAAAUAUUUAUUUUAUAUAUUUGAAAGACAGAAUGACAGAGAGAGGGAGAGACACAGAGAGAUCUCCAUCUGCUGGUUUACUCCCCAGAUACCCACGA
Oryctolagus cuniculus (rabbit) is the source of this 1467-nucleotide messenger RNA. RefSeq names its product olfactory receptor family 2 subfamily AT member 4 (gene OR2AT4). The record is from RefSeq and is a predicted model, not a curated record. Gene Ontology annotation, molecular function: G protein-coupled receptor activity; olfactory receptor activity. Gene Ontology annotation, cellular component: membrane. Gene Ontology annotation, biological process: G protein-coupled receptor signaling pathway. NCBI's taxonomy places the organism in Eukaryota, Metazoa, Chordata, Mammalia, Lagomorpha, Leporidae.